AUGGACCUCGUGACGCUGCUCGGCAACUGCCAGAAUCCCGACCAUGCCACGCGAAAGCAAGCGGAAGAUGCCCUCGAGCAAGCAGGCAACAGCAACAUGGGCGAGCUGAUGCUCCGGUUGGUUGUGGAGCUCGCCAACGAGCAGCAGAGCGAGGUGAUCCGGCAGCAGGCCGGGCUCUACAUCAAGGUGCAGCUCAGCGCUGAGGAGGAGGCUAUCCGUGCGCACAAGCUGCAGCAGUGGGCGAUGCUCGACGAAGCCACGAAGGCGCAGAUCAAGGCCGGCUCCAUGCAGACUCUACACUCGCCAGUUGCUGGUCCAAGGUCGACGGCUGCUCUUAUCGUCGGGAAGAUGGGCGCAAUCGAGCUGCCUCAGGACAAGUGGCCUGAGUUACUCCCCACCUUGCUGGGCAACGUCACCGGGGAAUUCGAGGAGAGGGUCAAGGUGGCCACGCUGCAGGCGCUGGGCUACAUGUGCGAUGACUGGGAACCCGAGGACAUGAACGAGGGGCAAUCGAACCAGAUCCUGACGUGCAUCGUUGACGGGAUGAGGCCGGACAGGCCACCGGCUAUCCGCGGGGCGGCGGCCCGGGCCCUGAUCAACUCGCUCGACUUUACGAGGAGCAACUUCGAGACACAGCAGGAGCGCGACGUUAUCAUGCAGGUGGUGUGCGAAGCGACCCAGUGCGCCGACGCGAACGUCCGGAAAGCGGCGUACGAAGCCAUCUGGACGAUCGCCACCCUCUACUACGACCGCCUGCAGGCCUACAUGCAGCCCCUCUUCGAGCUGACGCUGGAGACCAUCCGGAAAGAUCAGGAGGACGUCGCUCUCAACGCCAUGGAGUUCUGGAGCAGCCUCUGUGACGAAGAGCUUGAGAUCAUGGACGAAAACGCCUACGAGAGGGAGCCCGGGACCUCCCGGGUGUCUCAAAACUACGUGAAGCUGGCCCUGAAGUCGUUGAUGCCGGUGGUGCUGGAGACACUUUCCAAGCAGGAUGAGGACAGUGCCGACGACUUGGAGCACUGGGAUCUCGCCAAGGCGGGGGCGACUUGCUUGCGGCUCAUCGCGCAGCUGGUGGAUGACGACGUGGUGGACCAGAUGGUGCCGUUUGUGACGGAGAACAUCCAGUCGGCCAACUGGCGGCAGCGCGAGGCGGCAGUGAUGGCCUUCGGGGCAGUGCUCGAGGGGCCUACCGUCGAGAAGCUGUCCCCCCUGGUGCAGUCGGCGAUGCCGAUCCUCAUCGGCCUGAUGCGCGACCCUCACGUCAUGGUGAAGGACAGCGCUACCUGGACCAUCGGGAAGAUCUGCGAGCUGCACGGUCCCUCCAUCCCUGCGGACGUGCUCACCCCGCUGGUGGAAGCCCUGCUGCUGGCGCUCAAGGACACUCCCCGGGUGUGCUCCAAGGCGUGCUUCGCGCUGCACAACUUCGGGGACCAGUUCGAGGACAGCAGGGACGCCGAGACCAACGCGCUGUCGCCGUACCUGACCGCCCUCGUGCAGGAGUUGCUCCUGGCGACCCAGCGGGAUGACGGAUCCGAUGCGAACUUGCGCAGCGAGGCGGUAGAGGCCAUGAACGUUCUCAUCAAGAACUCUGCGCGGGAUAUGGUGGAGGUAGUGCGCUCGACGCUGCAGGUGGUCUUGUCGCAGCUGGAGCAGUCGUUCUCCGCGCCCGUGCUGACGGCGGAGGACCGCGAUAGGUUGCAGGGGCUGCAGUCGCUUCUUUGCGGCAACCUGCAGGUAAUUUGCAUCAAAUUCGGGAAAGAGGUGGUACCGUACUCGGACCGCAUCAUGAACAUUCUCGUCGAGGUGUUCAAGAACAAGCAGGCGGUGGCACAGGAAGAGGCGUUUAUGGCUGUGGGUGCUCUUGCGGAUCAGAUGGAGAAGGCAUUCAUCAACUACAUGGAGGCCUUCUUGCCGAUCCUCACACAGGGGUUGUCCAACAACGCGGAGUACCAGGUGUGCAUCGUCGCCACUGGGGUGGUGGGAGACCUCUGCCGUGCGUUGGAGAAGGACAUCCUGCCGUACUGCGAGCACAUCAUGGUCUGGUUGAUGUUCAACCUUGAGGGGGCCAACAUCAACCGGGAUGUAAAGCCGGUAGUCCUGGCGUGCUUGGGAGACAUCGCCCUCGCCAUUCAGGGGGAGUUCCGGCACUACCUAGAGCCGACGAUGAACAUGCUGGCACAGGCCCAGGGUGUCUGCGGCAGCACCGCCGGGCAGGACGAGGACAUGGUGGACUACAUCAACGUCCUGCGGGAAAGCGUGCUCGAAGCCUACUCCGGCAUCGUUCAGGGCCUCAACGAGGAAAACAACAACCAGACGCAUGCGCUAGUACCGUCCUUGCCGGCGUUGAUGACGUUCCUCGAGCAACUGGCGGCCGACACCAACAAGGACGACGACGUCCUCAAGACAGCUAUCGGGGUUGUCGGAGACCUCGCGCAAGGCCUGGGGGCGGCGCAGGCGCCCAACCUCCGUACCCCUGGAGUGCUUGCGUUGCUUCGAGAGGGACAGAGCACCGGCCACGACGAAGCUAUCAUCGCGCUGGCCAACUGGGCAUCCGAGCAGGUCGGCCAACCUGGGGCAUGA
This is a messenger RNA of Ectocarpus siliculosus, 2580 nucleotides long. The record is from the annotation of a GenBank genome assembly. Lineage: Eukaryota; Phaeophyceae; Ectocarpales; Ectocarpaceae.